UUCUUGUAUACAAAGAAAAAAAAGAGAAACAAACAUGAAGUCGUUCAUUGCUAUUGCUGUGCUCGCCGCUAUUUGCGCCGUAGUUAAUACCGAGGAAGUCUGUCACAACAACGUUGUCAGAGCUUGUGCCUCUUCCACUCUCUCUGGUGCCAAUGUUUGCAAUGCCCGCAUGGGUGGCAUCGAUCACAUCGAACCCGAAGUCCAGGCCUAUGUUAACUCUCAAUUGACCAAAUCCUAUGACUACUUGUUGUUGGCCACCUACUUCAACAACUACCAAAAGAAUCGUCCCGGUUUCCAGAAAUUGUACCAAGGCUUGUCUGACCGCACUUUCGACGAUACCAUUGCCUUGAUCAAGAAAUUGACCAGCCGUGGUGGUAAGGUUAACUUCAAUACCGUCCACGAAAGUCCCGCUACCGUCUCCAAGGUUCGCAUGCAAAUGGAAGUCGAUGAAUUGCACUCUUUGGCCAUGGCUUUGGAUACUGAGAAGACUUUGAGCGCUGGUGCCAUGCAUGUUCAUACCCGUGCCCUCCACUCGACCGAACGUGACCCUGAAAUUGCCCACUACAUUGAAGAGAACUUCUUGACCAAGCAAGCUGAUACUGUACGCAAAUUGUCUGGUUAUGCUAACGAUUUGUCCAAAUUGAUGAAUGUCCAAGAUCCUUCUUUGGCCGUCUACUUGUUCGAUGAAUACUUGCAAAAGCAAUAAAUUUGUUAAAUAAUUUAU
This is a messenger RNA of Musca vetustissima, 724 nucleotides long. RefSeq names its product ferritin light chain (gene Fer2LCH). The transcript is spliced from 2 exons. NCBI's taxonomy places the organism in Eukaryota, Metazoa, Arthropoda, Insecta, Diptera, Muscidae. Gene Ontology annotation, biological process: intracellular iron ion homeostasis; iron ion transport. Gene Ontology annotation, cellular component: cytoplasm. The record is from RefSeq and is a predicted model, not a curated record. Gene Ontology annotation, molecular function: ferric iron binding; ferrous iron binding. Bases 35 to 706 code for a protein of 223 amino acids.